Molecule: messenger RNA, 733 nt
Organism: Dendroctonus ponderosae (mountain pine beetle)
Lineage: Eukaryota; Metazoa; Arthropoda; Insecta; Coleoptera; Curculionidae
Gene: sel
Product: protein seele
Exons: 3
Coding region: 113-685 (190 amino acids)
Cellular component (GO): endoplasmic reticulum
Source: RefSeq, a predicted model, not a curated record
AGGCCAACCAAUAGAAACCUCGAAACGUGUCAACAUUAACAUGACGUUUCCAUUCGAAAAUCCUCACUAAAAAGGGGUUUUAUUUUGUUUUAGUGCUCGCUUCCAUUUGAAAAUGUUUUCUCAACUCUUUCUAGUAGUUUUAGUGUUUUUUUACGCCAGUGCCCAAGACGUGGUCCAAGAUGUUAAGCUUGACAACAAAGAAGUCCGGUGUUUAGUAUGUGAGGCAACAAUCCGAGAACUAACCGAGGCAGUCAAGCACAGUGAUAAGUCUCAGACUGUAAAAAUCGGCGGACAUCGGCUGGACUCACAAGGAAACUACAACGACCCCAGGACUGUUCCAGCAGCCCAAUCCGAGAUAUUUCUGUCAGAGCUAAUGGAACAGAUUUGCAAUAAAAUGGACGAUUAUGUUAGAGGCCUGUGGAAGUCCAACGGAACGCUAACCAUCCUGAAAAUGGUCUCCGCUACGGGCCAAAUGAAUCCUCACAUGAGUGAAGUGGAGUUCGUCCAAGAUGAUGACUUGAACAAGAGUCUCAAAUAUUACUGCGAAACAAUCAUAGAGGAAUUCGAGGAAAAUAUCAUUAAAUACUACCAAAAACGGGAGGAAAAUAUCGAAACAAAAUUCUGUAUUGAUGAAUCCUACAUAUGCCCUGUGAAAAAGACCAAAUUGCCUUCAAAAGAACUGUGAUUGUACAUUGAAUAAGCAAAUCAUUAUAUUAAUAAAUAAUUUAUGAUA